Molecule: messenger RNA, 1068 nt
Organism: Letharia columbiana
Lineage: Eukaryota; Fungi; Ascomycota; Lecanoromycetes; Lecanorales; Parmeliaceae
Exons: 2
Coding region: 1-1068 (355 amino acids)
Source: RefSeq, a predicted model, not a curated record
AUGCUUUUAACAAAGACUCUUCGGCCAAAAACAUCCUUACUGGAGCUGACCAAGGAAAACCACCAUUUCAUAGACCAGGCUCUUGGAGAGAGUAGGGGAACUAAAGAUGAUGAUGCGACAGAAGGAGGGCAACUCUAUGCUAGAAGUGUGAAAAUUUUCAUGGCGCAAGGUCAACUUGCCACUCCAAGCACAUCCUUCCUACUGCUGGCGGCUACGUCGCCUCUGCUUUCUACCGAGGCUUACCGGGUACAAGACGCAUCCGAUGACCUUCAAGGUACAUACAAUAAACUCGCAAAGAACAGAAUCCAGGGCCGGGAUACCUCAGACAGGUCCCAUGGGCAAUUAGACAAGGAUCUAGAGAUACAGCAUCUAGACUUACGUCGGACUUUGGAGGAAGGUGAGGCCCACGUGAGCCAAAUUCUCAGGUACCAGCCCUGUGAAGUCGACUUGGACUGGUCCAAAGCGCCUUCGUACGUGAGUAUCAAGGCAGAUUGGAGAAGUCUCAUUGAUGAAGCGCGUCGUUUGGAAGCCGAAGUCCGAGACUAUAUGCAACUUCAAGUUGGGGAUCUGUCCUUAGAGGAAUCGCGGAGAUCCAUUGAAUUAUCAAAUAUUCAAAUUCGUGAAUCCCAAAGUGUCACAAUACUCGCCUUUGUAUACGUGCCUCUCAAUCUUGCGACUUCCAUAUUCAGUAUGGAUAUUCAGCAACUGAAUCAAAAGGGACAAAAUCUUUGGGUCUUCUUUGUGACGGCCGUUGUAGCCUUGUUGGUCACAGGUGGCUCCUGGGCAUGCUCAAACUCGGGUUAUAAAGCAAUGGCAUGGUACAAGGAAGCGGCAGCAGUCAGUGGAGCAUACGCAAAGAAGGGGGAAAAGCAGGAGCAUGGAUUGCUGCUUCGCAUGGCCAUGUUGGUAUGGCUCGUGCGCAAUGGUCACACGGUCUGGAUGUGGAAGUCACGAGCCUGGUUAGCCAUUUUAAUGAACAGCAAGACUCGUGGUGAAUGGUCUUCGGGGGAGUCGAUAAAAAGCCAGCAUGUAUCUAUGUUUCGAAACACAGUCGAUCCGCCGAGGUGA